AUGGCUGGUGUAAAGCCUCUUUCCACUCCACUCUCUUCCACCAAACACCUAUCCAAGACUUCGGGUACACUAUUAGCUGACCCAACAGAAUAUCAGAGUAUUGUUGGGGCAUUGCAGUAUGCCAUUCUCACCCGCCCUAACAUCAUCUAUGCCGUCAACAAGGCCUGUCAAUUUCUGGCCCAACCAACGGAUUUGCAUUGGCAAGGUGUGAAGUGCAUAUUACAGUAUCUUAAGGGUACCAUUUUACAUAGGUUGCAGAUUUAUGAUCAAUCUUCAUGGGCCCUCUCUGCCUUCUUUGAUGCCGACUGGGCCAGUUGCCCCGAUGAUCGCAAAUCCACGAGUGGUUACUUGGUUUAUCUUGGGCGCAACUUAGUUUCUUGGCAGUCUCGUAAGCAGCACAUUGUGGCCUGUUUGAGUAUAGAGAGUGAAUAUCGGGCCCUUGCUUUGGCUACCAUCGAGCUUACAUGGCUCCAAUCAUUACUUGGUGAACUUGGGAUACCCAUUUCCUCACCACCAGUGAUUGGGCUGCAAUUGAUGGCAGCCCGAGGAUUUGAAGCACAUUCACAUGAUUUAAAGAUAUUCGUAGAUUCAGCAUCAACAUUGCACGGAGAUGAUACAAGCGCGAGAAGUCGGGUUAAUGGGCCGGAUUUGGGUUUAGAAGUUAUGGAGAAGAAGAUAUAA
This is a messenger RNA of Telopea speciosissima, 681 nucleotides long. RefSeq lists its product as uncharacterized. The record is from RefSeq and is a predicted model, not a curated record. NCBI's taxonomy places the organism in Eukaryota, Viridiplantae, Streptophyta, Magnoliopsida, Proteales, Proteaceae. The transcript has 2 exons. Bases 1 to 681 code for a protein of 226 amino acids.